AAGGAGGGAGGGAAAGUAACAUAAACUCUAACAAUAUAUAUAUAUAUAUAAACAGUUUAUCUCUUUGCACCGAUCGGAGAGUCUCCAGGUUGAUCCAGACACCACCUGAGCCAAUGUGAGCUGAUCCCCUUUCUGUCCCAACUAGAAAGUCCAGUUUGACCGAUCGAGGUGGGGGGAAAAGAAGAUGACACAAGAGCACGACAGUAAAAGAGCAGUGUUGGUGCUACAGAAUGAUCCACAUUACCAUCAGCGACGCUCAUACAGCAGUGAAGAUGAGGCAUGGAAGUCGUUCCUGGAAAACCCCUUGACUGCGGCCACCAAAGCCAUGAUGAGCAUCAACGGUGAUGAAGAUAGUGCCGCUGCUCUGGGGUUACUCUAUGAUUAUUAUAAGGUUCCCAGAGACAAGAGGAAUAUGCCACCUGAAAAAUAUCCCAUUGCUGACUCAGAGCACAAUAGAAGGCUGUUCACCACCAUGCACCCUUCUAGAUCAAGGAGGGCAGGACGGUCUGGUAUGCAGACGUCUUCACAAUUGCCACAAAUGUUGCAUGGCAAUCGUUCAGAGGAAGGAGCAAUUCACCCUGGGAACUGUAUACAGUCAGCAGCAGUUCCCUCAGGGAUCUCCACUGCAGACAGCCGAGUGCAACAUCUAAAGGUUUUACCUGUCAACAUAGUAAUGCCUGACAACCAGCUAGAACACGACAAAACACACCGGUUUACAGUCCCCGAUACCACUGUAACUGUCUCUCUCGCAACCAUUCCCAGCCAUUCUAUCAAAACGGAAAUGCACCCGAAUUCCUUUUCAGUCGGUCCCCCCCUAGGAAUGUACUGCACGGGGCCUUCUGAACGUGCGGUAAUCUAUGACAACUUCACCUCACCCAUGCCAUCUUCACAAAGAAGAACUCCAGACACCACCUUCACAGAGACAUACAAGGAAGGAGCACAAGAGGUGUAUGGGUUCACUAAUGAUCAAAUGCGAAUGGCCACCAUGGGUUCAGAAAACUACGGCUUUGAUCGAAUUGGAACGACAUUUGAAUAUGCUUUGGAAGCCUCCAAGUCCCUGAAACAGAAAACAGGGGAUGGGACCAUGUCCUACCUGAACAAGGGUCAGUUUUAUCCCAUCCAGCUCAAAGAAAUGGGCCCCAACAAAGAUAUCCAUCAACCAGUGAGCAAAGUUCGGAGUGUCGUUAUGAUUGUAUUUGGUGAUGAUAAAUGCCGUGAGGAGCAGCUCAGACACUGGAAAUAUUGGCAUGCCCGGCAGCACACUGCCAAGCAGCGCUGCAUUGACAUUGCUGAUUACAAAGAAAGCUUCAAUACAAUUAGUAACAUUGAGGAAAUCUCUUACAACGCCAUCUCCUUCACAUGGGACAUCAAUGAAGAAGCUAAGAUCUUCAUCUCUGUCAACUGCCUCAGCACUGACUUCUCAUCUCAGAAAGGAGUCAAAGGCUUGCCUCUGAACAUCCAGAUCGACACCUACAGCUACAAUACACGCAGCAACAAACCCAUCCACAGGGCCACAUGCCAAAUCAAGGUCUUCUGUGACAAGGGCGCAGAACGGAAGAUCCGUGAUGAAGAGCGUAAACAGUCUCGUAAAAAGGUCAAAUCCAAUGAGAGUGCUUUCCAACAGGUAAAGAUACCACUGCUCCUCAGCCAAAAGCAAGGUGAAGUCACAAUAUUCAAGUCUGUUUCUGAUCUGGUCACUCAGCCGGUUCUCUUCAUUCCUGACAUCCAACAGCGAGUUCCUCAUGGAUUGUCUGCUUCAGGAGAGGAGCUGGAAGGUGAAAGAUCAGGGAUUAAGAGGCUGCCUUACCUGCCUGAGCAAGAGUUCACUUCCCCUAACAAGACCUUGAGGACAGACGAACCCAAAAAAGUUUUGCUGUACGUCAGGAAGGAAUGCGAAGAGGUGUUUGAUGCAGUUCUACUGAAAACACCUUCUCUGAAAGGCCUGAUGGAGGCUAUUUCAGAAAAAUAUGAAGUACCGCUUGGCAAAAUUGUAAAAGUCUACAAGAAAUGCAAGAAAGGUAUCCUGGUGAACAUGGAUGACAAUAUUGUGAAGCACUAUUCUAAUGAAGACACAUUCCAGCUCAACAUUGAAGAUGCCGCAGGAAAUUACAAGCUCACAUUUGCUGAGAUAUGAAAAGAACUGACAAUACAGUGUGCGCUAUGUUAUAGCACAUUUAUUGACCUGGCACACACAAUGUGAGUAAAUAUAAUAUGUACAAGACUCAUUGUAUAGGUUCACAUCUAUCUGAAAGUAAGUGUGUGAAACCCUAUCCCAGUCACAUCAUGCUAACAAAACUAUGGUAUUCUUAAAAAUGUUGAUUCCUUAUUUAAGGAAGGAAGUUAAAAUAUAUUUCGAAACA
This is a messenger RNA of Callorhinchus milii (elephant shark), 2360 nucleotides long. It is a transcript of the gene grhl1, whose product is annotated as grainyhead-like transcription factor 1. Lineage: Eukaryota; Metazoa; Chordata; Chondrichthyes; Chimaeriformes; Callorhinchidae. Gene Ontology annotation, molecular function: RNA polymerase II cis-regulatory region sequence-specific DNA binding; DNA-binding transcription activator activity, RNA polymerase II-specific. Gene Ontology annotation, cellular component: nucleus. The transcript is spliced from 17 exons. The record is from RefSeq and is a predicted model, not a curated record. The coding region runs from base 185 to 2134 and encodes 649 amino acids. Gene Ontology annotation, biological process: regulation of transcription by RNA polymerase II.